Molecule: messenger RNA, 604 nt
Organism: Cuscuta campestris
Lineage: Eukaryota; Viridiplantae; Streptophyta; Magnoliopsida; Solanales; Convolvulaceae
Source: the annotation of a GenBank genome assembly
GGUAGCUUUGAAAUCUCAAUUAUGAAAAAAAUGAAGGAAUUGAUGCUGAAAUUUGUAUGUGUUGUACUUGCGGAGUCAAUGCCAAGAGAGAUGAUGAACAAUUGCUCAACUCUUGCAAAGACAACCUCCACCAUUCUCCCUCCUCUUCAAGCUUCAAGCUGCAAUGUUCCUGAAAAUUCAAAGCUUUUUUACUCAAGAAUCGUCUCUCUCAUACUCCCUAUCUUAUUGAAUAAAUCAGCGCACAAUCUCCAUGAGUUUUGUUUCGUUUCCUUUUCCAACGAUCCUAGGCCUGAUCAAUUACUUCUCCAUAGUGUUAUGAUCCGAACAAAAGGUGUUUGUUCUCAUCGGAUUCGCCAUCUUUUCCGGCAAAACAAAGAAGUUAAACAGAGAUCCACCAUGCUUCACUUCCGAUUAUGCAAGAUUCUAUGAUGAAGCUAAGGUACAUGCAUACAAAGAUGAAGCCAAAUAAUUUACAGAUCCAAGUAAAUAAGAAGGCUAUGCAACUGUUCAAGAUCAGGAUGCAUACCAAAAUGGAGUGGAUGCAUUAAUAACCUGAAGACUUUGAAAACACUCAUGUUUAAUUUAGUAAAUUGAAAAGUAUUAC